This is a messenger RNA of Ectocarpus siliculosus, 2967 nucleotides long. Lineage: Eukaryota; Phaeophyceae; Ectocarpales; Ectocarpaceae. The record is from the annotation of a GenBank genome assembly.
AUGGACGAUGUCGGCGUCGACGACCACCGCGAAGGGGACACGCCGACAACAAGGCCGGUGUCGCACCAGGCGCCGAGAAACACCCCCUCGUUGGGUCAAACCAGCAGCAGCCGCGGCCGUGAAUUGGCGCCGGUUGCGGAAGGGCCCCCGGUUUCGCUUGCCGCCGCCGCCGCCGCCCCCGCUGCGCUCGAGACCGCGGAGACCUUGCUCUCGAUGUCCCCUUCCGUGCGCCACGGUAGUGGUUCUCUCGAGCAUGGCCGCGAUGGCGGCGCACCUCCCGCUCGACCAACGAGUAGCGUCAGCAGGAGGGACGGUGAUGACGUCGCCGUUGCCGCCGCCGCCGGUGGUGGUGGUGGUGGUGGUGGCUCGAAACCGCCGGUACCUCCCGCAGAAGAAGAAGCCAAGGAAGAAGAGGGUGGGGCUUGUGAUGACCCCGUGGGUACUCCGAACAGCACGGCAUCAUUUUCGCGGCGGCUCGGACCCGGAAGCCCCUCAUCAGCGACCGGCUUGCUACGGACAACGAGGCGGGCAAUGCCGCCGCCGCCGCCGCCGUCCUACCGCUCCCCGGCCUUGGCGCGACCUCCGAACGCGUCGUCGUCGUCGUCGUCGACGCCUCCUCCUCCUCGCCCGUUGCUGCCGCAAACACCUCCGAUGGCAGCGGCGGCGGCGGCGCGGCGGCCCGCCACCCCGUCGUUCAAGGCGGGCGAUUUGGUCAGCGUGCCCUCCCGCUCCUCCCCCGGGGUUAACAAGGAAGGCGGCGUGGCAAAGGUGACGCUCGUCCGCCCGGACGGGACGUGCGACGUCAAGUACAUCGUGCACCACGGCAGGGAGAAAGGCGUGCCGGCCGGCAUCAUUUCCUUCUAUGCGGUGGACGACGACGACAACGACGAGGAGAGCGCCAGCGCUGGUGGUGGCGGCGACGGCAGGCGCGAACGCGGAGGAGGGGGGCGGGGUGCCGUUGCCGCCGGUUCCUUGGGGUCCUCGUCACGGUCUUCUACGCCGGCGUCGAAGGAGGCGCCGUCGUCGUCGCGCGUGCGCAGGACGUCUCGCAAGGGGUGGUGCUCACCGGACCUGGCGGCCGGCCAGGCCUACGCGGCUUGCCUCAGCUACAUGCUCGGGGAGACCCAGCACCCGGAGCUAGACCUGGACCCUGACCUCGGCGAGCUGCUUGACCCGAACGAGGGCAGCAGCGGCGCCGGCAGCGCCGGCGACGGUGGCGGCAAGGUGGACGAGAGUCGGAGGAGGGAGGACGGAGCUUCGCCCGCGGCGGCGGCGGCGGCGGCGGCAACGGCGGCGGAAGAAGAGGCAAAGGAAGGCGAUGACGAUGUCACCGUCGUAGUAUCGGGCCGGGGAGUUGGAAGCAGCGGCAGCAGCGGCGGCGGGGGGGGGCAAGGAAGCGCAAAGGGCGUCGUCGGUAAGAGGAAGCGCAUGGCGCGUGGUGGUGGUGUUGACGACGACGACACCACCCGGGGUGAUGGAGGCAGAGAUGAGCGGCAAGUCUCGGACGACGUCGAGGGAGGACCUUCGCAAGGGCAAGGACGCCGCCGCCGCCGCCGUCGCCGCCGCAUCAGCAGCAGCGCCAACGAAGCCAGCGAAGGCAUGGAGGUUUUCGAUAUUUCGGCCUUGAGCGCGGGGUCGAAUAGCGGGGAUAAUGGUAUGACGCUCUUGACGACGGCGCCGCCGCUUGAUUCAGAAGGUCGGGGCGGGGGCGGCGGCGACAACCACGACAUUUUCGAUAUUACGGCCCUUAGCGAUGAGACGAACAGCGGGGACAAUGCUGCGGUGCCAUUGCCAACGGCGACGGUCGACUUCAACAGUCAUGGUGGUGGUGGUGGUGGUAGCAGUGGAUCUCGAUCGCGUGGGCGUGCUGCCGCUCCUCCUACUGCUGCUGUAAGGAAGCGUUGCAGGCCGCCUGGUAGUGAAUCGGCGGAGGUUGGCGGUCGACCGGUGACCUCGGGCAAGGGGAAGAGCAAGACCGCAAAGGCAGGAGGCAGCAGCGGCGGCGGCGGCGGCGGCCGUGGCGGUGUUGAUGGUCGCGGUGAUGGUGGUGGUCUUCAAGGAGCAUGCGCAAACGGACGGCGUGGCCAAGCGACGUCGGCGGCGGCGGCGGUGGUGGCGGCGGAGGAGGACGGGGCGGUGGUGCUGACCAUGAGCGGCUCCUCGAGCGAGAUGUCGAAGCUGGCGGACUCGUUGGCGAAGAGCCGCGGGUGGCGAGUGGAGCCCAAGUACACGGAGGCCGUUACCCACGUCGUGUGCGGGACGGUGCCGAAGACCGCCAAGGCCAGGGUCCGAAGCGUCAAGUUCCUCAGGGCGGUGGCCGGCGGCAAGUGGGUCGUGACCGAGGCCUGGCUGCAGGAGUGCAGGCGGCGGGGGUGCCGGGCGGAGGAGGAGGCGUUCGAGGUGGCCGGGGACAAGAAGAGCCACGUCCCCUCCGCUCCGACACGGUCGAGGCUGGCCCACGCGGAUGUGGAUCGGCCGGGACUCUUCCAGGGCAUCAUGUUCCACUUCCGGGGCCAGUUCGGGACCACGGGGUCUCCCCCGCUCUCCGAUCUAGAGUCCAUGCUGCUCGCCAACGCCGGGAAGGUGGUGAGCACGCUCGGGUCCCUCUGCGGCGCGCGAUCGAUCCCGCUCGGCUCCGGGAGCGGCGGCGGCGGCGGCGGCGGUGGCAGAGGUGGGUGGCGGCCGCGAAAGGUGGUGAUCUUCCAGCCGUCCUCGCCCGACGAAGACCAGCGGGCGAUGGAGGAGAAGAAGCUGGCCGCCGCUCUCGCGGCGGAGGCGGAGCUGUUGCGGCAGGGUUCGGAGAGCGCCCCCAGAGGCGGCGGUGGGUGGGGCCGGGACGAGGACGAGGACGGGGUGGGGGUGGUGGUUGACGUCGUGAGGCCGAUCUGGCUGGUGGACAGCGUGGGGUGCUUUAGGGUCUUGAAGCCGGCCGUGCAUCAUCGGGUUCCGGGCUUUGGUCCAGAAUGA